Aspergillus steynii IBT 23096 is the source of this 563-nucleotide messenger RNA. RefSeq lists its product as uncharacterized. The transcript has a single exon. The record is from RefSeq and is a predicted model, not a curated record. Lineage: Eukaryota; Fungi; Ascomycota; Eurotiomycetes; Eurotiales; Aspergillaceae. The coding region runs from base 137 to 421 and encodes 94 amino acids.
UUUGAAUCGCUUUACGCCGCGCAAACUUCAUAGAAGUAGUCCGGCCAACGUCUACCAAACCGAGGGUCGCACCAUUCCACACUGGUAGCAGCGGGUAGGGUCACGUGCCGUUUUUGGUCGGAAUGAGUGAAAUUACAUGAUGUCAUGCAUUAGCGGGCCGGCCCACUUUGUGCAGUCUGCGUUGCGCAAUCCGCACUGUCAUUUGCCUCUGGUUCAGAUAGGCAAAUUGCGAGCAGAUUUUCCAUCCAAGGCCGGCUGGCCCAAUGGCAAGGCGCUUGACUACGAAUCAAGAGAUUGCAGGUUCGACCCCUGCGUCGGUCAAUACUUUUUGCUUUUUGUUUUCUGUCUGUUGGUCGGUUUAGGUGAUAUAUUUAUUUGCUUUUUUGCUGGGGGUUGGGGCCGCUGUGGAAUGGUUCGGUGACAACAAGUGCAUUCUCCCUCGCUUCUCUGCUAUGCGUAUGCAGGCUUCCGAUGGAUAAGGAAGGUAGGAUGAGAUCAACCCGGAGGACGCAAUGUAUGUUAAGAUUCGAAUCCGGUAUAUAUUUAAUAGUCGACAUGGAGAU